AUGUCUCUUGAAAUACCCUUGCGGAACUCUGAUGAGGUUAUCGAGCUCCAUCCAGAACAGUUACCAUCUGGAGAUGAAGUCCUCAGUAUUUUACAAAAGGAACGGGCGCAGUUGAAUGUUUGGAUAAACUUUGCUGUAGCCUACUACAAACAGAAGAAGAUAGAAGAUUUUCUCAAGAUAUUGGAAGCAUCUCGAGUGGAUGCUAACAUUGACUACAGAGAUGAGCGUGACCAAAUGCGGGCUCUCGACAUGUUGGCCGCGUACUACGUGCAGGAGGCCAACAAGGAGAAGUCGAAGGACAAAAAGAAAGAGUUGUUCACGAAAGCGACUCUAUUGUACACCAUGGCAGACAAAAUCAUCAUGUACGACCAAAACCAUCUUCUCGGAAGAGCUUACUUCUGUCUGCUUGAAGGGGAUAAAAUGGAGCAGGCAGAUGCCCAGUUCAAUUUCGUGCUCAAUCAGUCCCCAAACAAUGUCCCUUCAUUAUUGGGCAAAGCUUGCAUUGCCUUCAACCGUAAGGACUACAGAGGAGCCUUAGCGUUUUACAAAAAGGCUUUACGGACAAACCCGGAUAGUCCAGCAGCCUUACGUUUAGGCAUGGGGCACUGUUUUAUGAAGCUCAAUAACCAAGAGAAAGCCAGGAUGGCUUUCGAAAGAGCCUUGCAAUUGGACCCGCAGUGUGUGGGUGCCUUGGUCGGACUUUCCAUCCUCAAACUGAACUUACAAGAGAGUGAAUCAAACAAAAUCGCAGUCAUCAUGUUGUCAAAAGCGUAUGCCAUUGACCCAAAAAACCCCAUGGUAUUGAACCAUUUGGCCAAUCACUUCUUUUUCAAAAAGGAUUACAGCAAGGUGCAACAUUUGGCCCUGCAUGCUUUUCACAACACGGAGAACGAAGCGAUGCGUGCAGAAAGCUGUCACCACCUCGCGAGAGCGUUCCACGCGCAGGGAGACUGCGACCAAGCCUUCCAGUACUACUACCAAGCCACACAAUUUGCACCGCCUAACUUUGUGCUCCCACAUUACGGUCUCGGCCAGAUGUAUAUUUAUAGAGGAGACACAGAAAAUGCGGCCCAGUGUUUCGAGAAGGUGUUAAAAGCCCAGCCAGGGAACUACGAAACCAUGAAGAUCCUGGGGUCUCUGUACGCGAAUUCCACGUCGCAGUCUAAACGCGACAUCGCGCGGCAGCACCUCAAGAAAGUCACGGAACAGUUUCCUGACGAUGUCGAGGCAUGGAUCGAACUCGCGCAGAUAUUGGAGCAGAAUGAUUUGCAGGGUUCUCUCAAUGCAUACAGUACAGCAAUGAAAAUCCUCAAAGAGAAAGUCAAUGCUGACAUCCCUGCGGAGAUCCUAAACAACGUGGCAGCUCUCCACUACAGGCUAGGAAACUUGAAUGAAGCUAAAACCUAUCUAGAAGAAGCUCUUGAAAGAGAAAAGGCAGAUGCAGAGACACUAGACGCACAGUACUACAACUCGAUAGCGGUGACCACGAUGUAUAAUCUGGCGCGACUGAACGAGGCGCUGUGCAGUUACAACAAGGCUGAGAAACUGUACAAAGACAUAUUGAAGGAACAUCCGAAUUAUAUUGAUUGUUAUUUGAGGCUGGGCUGCAUGGCCCGCGACAAGGGCCAGAUCUACGAAGCCUCCGAUUGGUUCAAGGAAGCCCUGAAGGUGAACACGGAGCACCCGGACACGUGGUCGCUGCUGGGCAACCUGCACCUGGCCCAGCAGGAGUGGGGCCCGGGCCAGAAGAAGUUCGAGCGCAUCCUGCAAAACGCACCCACCUCCAACGACGCCUACUCGCUUAUUGCGCUCGGAAAUGUAUGGCUGCAAACCUUACACCAGCCGUGCCGGGAGAAAGACAGAGAGAAGCGGCACCAGGAGCGAGCAUUAGCCAUGUACAUGCAAGUCCUCAAGAACGAUCCCAAGAACAUCUGGGCUGCUAACGGCAUCGGAUGUGUGCUUGCGCAUAAAGGUUGCGUGAACGAAGCUCGCGACAUAUUCGCGCAAGUUCGCGAGGCUACGGCCGAUUUCCCGGACGUCUGGAUGAAUAUUGCACACAUUUACGUCGAACAGAAACAGUAUAUCAACGCUAUUCAAAUGUACGAGAACUGUAUUCGCAAGUUCCGUAUGCACCACGACGUGGAAUGGCUAACGUGGGUAGCGCGCGCUCACGGUCUAGCGGGCAGACCGGGUGCCGCGCGCGCCGCGCUAUUACGCGCUAGACGAGUAGCGCCGCACGACCACGCGCUAUUGUACAACACCGCGCUAACUCUAAGAAGAUUGGCUGCCCACGUGCUUAAAGACGAACGCUCGGAGCUCAAUAGGGUUCUGCGAGCCGUCCACGAGCUUCAAGUGUCACACGAAUACUUCCAACGCCUGGCCUCGGCUGAAGGCGGCGAGGGCGCGGAACGUGCACGCUACGAGCCGGGCGCGGCGGCGGGCGAGGCGCGCACGUGCGCCGACCUGCUCUCGCAGGCGCAGUGGCACGUGGCGCGCGCGCGCCGCCAGCACGACGAGGAGCUCACGCUGCGCGACCGCCAGCGCGAGCAGAGGGAGGCCUUCCGCAGGCAGCAGGAAGAAGAACGCAAACGCCGCGAGGAAGAACAAGCCAAGAGCACAGUGGAGAUGCUACAGAAACGUCAAGAAUACAAAGAGAAGACCAAGAACGCGCUACUAUUCGCCGACAUGCCGCCCGAAGGCAAGCCUAAGGGCCGCCGCCGCCGCGACGAAUAUGUCUCAGACUCCGGCAGUGCCAGUCCCGGACCAAGGGAAGAAGGGUGAAAAGGCCGCAAGAAGCGUGAAGGCGGCGAAGCGCGUAAGAAAGGCACCAAGAAACGCCGCGAGCGCGCCGGCUCAGGCAGCGACAGCGACCCGCCUCGCAAGCGCGGACGCAAGAAGGGCGAAAAAGGCAUCGGCCGCCGCGAAAAAGCGAAAGCGGCUGACGAGAAGCUCAGCGCGAAACAACGUGCGAAAAUCGUCUCCAAGGAAACCAUAUCUACCUCGGAGUCCGAAGAAUCCGACGCGGGCCGUAAAUCGCGCAGCCGAAGCCGUAGUCGCAGUCGCAGCCCGCCGGCCAACAAAGGCCGUAAGAGAAUCAUGUCGGCGUCUGACAGUGACAGGUCCAGAUCUCGGUCUAAGAGCAGAUCUAAGUCCAAAUCUCGCAGUCGAUCGAGAUCCAAGAGUCGUUCAAGAUCUAAAAGUCGGUCGCGUUCUAAGAGCCGAUCACGUUCCAAGAGCCGAUCGCGUUCUAAGAGCCGCUCCAGAUCUAAGAGCCGUUCCCGGUCGAAGAGCCGCUCCAGGUCGAAGAGCCGCUCCAGGUCGAAGAGCCGCUCCAGGUCGAAGAGCCGCUCAAGGUCGAAGAGCCGUUCCAGGUCAAAAAGCCGCUCAAGGUCGAAGAGCCGUUCCAGGUCAAAAAGCCGCUCUAGGUCGAAGAGUCGAUCGAGCUCGAAGAGCCGUUCGAGGUCGCGAUCCAGGUCCAAGAGCAAGUCCCGCUCGCGGUCACGGUCGAAGAGCAAGUCGCGUUCGCGUUCGCGCUCGCGGUCGAAGAGCGGCUCGCGAUCUCGUUCGGGCUCGCGCUCGCGAUCACGUUCGGGUUCGCGCCACUCGCGACCCGACACGCCUGUAUCAAGAAAGUCGGUGUCGGCCAGCGAAGACGAGGCGUAAGCCAAAUAACACCUUAUCUCGCCACCACAACGAUAAAAAUCCCGUGAUUGAAGUGACCCGUAGAAAUUAGAAUUUAAGGCAAACACCAUUCGGUACCAGGAUAUAAUUCGUGGUCC
Ostrinia furnacalis (Asian corn borer) is the source of this 3779-nucleotide messenger RNA. RefSeq names its product RNA polymerase-associated protein Ctr9 (gene Ctr9). The record is from RefSeq and is a predicted model, not a curated record. The transcript has 19 exons. Gene Ontology annotation, molecular function: RNA polymerase II complex binding. Gene Ontology annotation, biological process: transcription elongation by RNA polymerase II; regulation of DNA-templated transcription. NCBI's taxonomy places the organism in Eukaryota, Metazoa, Arthropoda, Insecta, Lepidoptera, Crambidae. Gene Ontology annotation, cellular component: Cdc73/Paf1 complex.